GCAAUGGUGCAUUCAGUGACAGAUGCGUUGGAGAACCUUCAUGCUAACCUCAUCUCAUUGCAAUGCUUCAGUCGAUGGUUUGAUCUUUAACGUAAUACAGUGCAAAAUGGUGUCCGCAAAGUUGUUCUUCGUUGCCGCAAUUAUCGUCACAUCACUGCUCACCGCAAAUGCCGGAUUGUUGGACUAUGUUUACCCCGCAAUUAUGACCGCGUUCUACAGUCAAGUGCCGACUAAGGAGGGCUAUCGAUUCAAGCAAGAGGACCCAAAUGGCAGUUCACGUGAGGAAAUUGGCAUUAUUAUGAAUCCAGAUACGCCGGAUGAGGAAUUGGUGAUAAUGGGCAUGUACAAGGUGUAUGACGAGAAAACCGAUACCGAGACGAUAACAAUGUAUACAGCCGAUAAAAAUGGUUAUCAACCGCGUUUUAAAUUGAAGAAUCGUAAACUAAGUUCCAAGCUCUUAAUGACGUCUACUGGUUAAGCGAAUAAAUAUAAUCGUUAUUGCAUGGUAGUAAAUGCUAAUAUGAUUACAAAUACAACAACUAAGUUUUCAAAAGGGAAUAUAUAUUUAUUAGGACUACAAAUGUAAAUAAAAAAGUAUUAAAUAAUUUUAAUUAAAGCAACACACAAUUUACUGAGUUGUUUCGGCUCAGAUUAUUAUCGUCAUCAUAUUUUAA
Molecule: messenger RNA, 674 nt
Organism: Bactrocera dorsalis (oriental fruit fly)
Lineage: Eukaryota; Metazoa; Arthropoda; Insecta; Diptera; Tephritidae
Exons: 3
Coding region: 23-478 (151 amino acids)
Source: RefSeq, a predicted model, not a curated record